UCAUUUUCGCUUUCCCUGUAAUGACAGAGGAGCCGAGGAAAGCUGUGCCCAGCAGGUUCUGGCACUGCCUGAGCCUCAGCACCUGCUGCACAGGCCCCAGCCGGGCACCGGCCCCUCCUGGCACCUGUGGGCAGGGCGGCUGCCGUCAGGCCCGGCCUCGGGAUGGAUGUCCCCGACGCCUCCAAGCUGCUGGAUGAGGAGCUGUACUCCCGGCAGCUGUAUGUGCUGGGCUUGCCGGCCAUGCAGAGGCUCCAGGAGGGUAAGGUCCUGCUGUCCGGCCUGCAGGGCCUGGGCGCCGAGGUGGCCAAGAACCUGGUCCUGAUGGGCGUGGGCAGCCUCACUCUGCACGACCCGCAGCCCACCUGCUGGGCGGACCUGGCUGCCCAGUUCUUCCUCUCGGAGCGGGACUUGGCAAGGGGCAGGGCUGAGGCAUCUCAAGAGCGAGUGGCCAAGCUCAACGGAGCUGUGCAGGUCUGCGUCCACACAGGCGACAUCACCGAGGACCUGCUGCGGGACUUCCAGGUGGUGGUGCUGACGGCCUCUGACCUGGAGGAGCAGCUGGCGGUGGGCCGCUGGUGCCGCAAGCUCGGAGUCUGCUUUCUGGUGGCCGACACCCGGGGCCUGGUGGGGCAGUUGUUCUGUGACUUUGGGGAGGACUUCACGGUUCAGGACCAAACAGAGGAGGAGCCCCUGACAGCUGCCAUCCAGCACAUCUCCCAGGGCUCCCCGGGCGUUCUCACUCUGAGAAACGCGGCCGAGGCCCACUACUUCCGCCAGGUGGGCUCGGUGACUUUCUCGGGGAUCGAGGGCAUGAGCGAGCUCAACGGCUGUGCCCCCCGGCCCAUCCGCGUGCAGGAGGACGGGACCUUGGAGAUUGGGGACACAGCGACUUUCUCCUGUUACGUCCGUGGUGGAGCUGUCACUGAGGUCAAGAGACCCACGACUGUGAGCCAUGCGCCCCUGGACGCAGCCCUGCUACAGCCCCGCGUGGUGGCCCAGAGUCCCCAGGAAGCUCGCCACGCCCGCUGCCUGCACCAGGCCUUCCGUGCGCUGCACAGGUUCCGGCAGCUCAGAGCCCGCCCGCCCCGGCCCUGGGAUCCGGCCGAUGCAGAGGAGGUGGUACACCUGGCCCAGGCCCUGGAACCCCUGAGGGCAGCAGAGGCACAGGGAGAGGGAGAGCCGUGGGAGGAGCCGCUGGAUGAAGCGCUGGUGCGGACCGUCGCCCUGAGCAGUGCCGGUGUCUUGAGCCCCAUGGCAGCCAUGCUGGGCGCAGUGGCCGCCCAGGAGGUGCUGAAGGCUCUCUCCAGGAAGUUCCAACCCCUGGACCAGUGGCUGUAUUUUGAUGCCCUCGACUGCCUCCCGGAAGAUGGGGAGCUCCUUCCCAGCCCUGAGGCCUGCGCGCCGAGAGGCUGCCGCUACGACGGGCAGAUCGCGGUGUUUGGGGCUGGUUUUCAGGAGCAGCUGAGCCACCAGCACUACCUCCUGGUGGGUGCUGGUGCUAUUGGCUGUGAGCUGCUCAAAGGCUUCGCCCUCGUGGGCCUGGGGGCUGGGGCCGGCGGGGGCGUGACCGUGGCCGACAUGGACCACGUGGAGCGCUCCAACCUCAGCCGGCAAUUCCUCUUCAGGGCCCAGGACGUUGGGAGGCCCAAGGCAGAGGCAGCUGCGGAGGCCACUCGCCGCCUGAACCCAGACCUGCAGGUGACCCCGCUCACCCACGCUCUGGAUCCCACGACAGAGCGCCUCUACGGGGACAGCUUCUUCCCCCGCGUGGACGGCGUGGCGGCCGCCCUGGACAGUUUCCAGGCCCGACGCUAUGUGGCUGCUCGCUGCGCCCACUACCUGAAGCCGCUGCUGGAGGCGGGCACGCAGGGCACCCGGGGCAGCGCCUCCGUGUUUGUGCCCCACGUGACCGAGGGCUACAGGGCUCCGGCCUCCGCUGCUGCCCCCGGGGACGCCCCCUACCCUGUCUGCACCGUGAGGCACUUCCCCAGCACUGCAGGGCACACUGUGCAGUGGGCCCGGGAGGAGUUCCAGUGGCUCUUCUGCUUGUCUGCCGAGACCAUCAACUCCCACCAGCCGUAAGGGCUUUCAGGUUCGCCUCAAAAGCCCCCCUUCUCCCCAGGGCCCCGCUGGCAGACCGGUGGGUGUCCUGAGACAUCGUCACGGAGCUGGCAGGACUGCGUGGUGUGGGCCCUCGGCCACUGGCAGCUGUGCUUCGGCUACGGCAUCGCGCGGCUGCUCAGGCGCCACCCCCCUGACAAAGUGCUUAAGGAUGGAACGCCUUUCUGGUCAGGUCCCAGGCAGUGUCCUCAGCCGUUGCAGUUCGAUGCCAGUCAAGACACGCACCUCCUCUACGUGCUGGCGGCGGCCAAUCUGUACGCUCAGAUGCACGGGCUGCCGGGCUCACGGGACCCGUCUGCGCUCAGGGAAAUGCUGGAGCUGCUGCCGCGACCUGACCCCCAGUGCCUGGAGCCGAUCCUUUCCAGUGACCUGGCUUCCCCUGAGCUGGACCCCCAGCAGGAGGCGCGGCUGCAGGAAGCCCUGCAAGACUGGAGCGAGGGCUCCCCCCUGGAGCCGCUGAGGUUUGAGAAGGACAAUGACAGCAACUUCCACGUGGACUUUGUGACGGCGGCAGCAAGCCUGCGGGCUCAGAACUAUGGGAUCCCGGCGGCCACCCGCGCCCAGAGCAAGCGGAUCGUGGGCCAGAUCAUCCCAGCCAUUGCCACCACCACAGCGGCUGUGGCGGGCCUGCUGGGCCUGGAGCUCUUUAAGGUGGUGGGCGGCCCCCGGCCCCGCAGUGCCUUCCGCCACAGCUACCUGCGCCUGGCCGAGAACUCCUACAGCCGCUAUGUGCCCCGCGCCCCCGCUGUCCAGACGUUCCACCACCUGACCUGGACCUGCUGGGACCGCCUGAAGGUGCCCGCUGGGCAGCCCGAGAGGACCCUCCAGUCACUCCUGGCCCAUCUCCAGGAGCAACAUGGGCUGCGGGUGAACAUGCUGCUGCUGGGCAAGGCCCUGCUCUACUCGGCGGGAUGGUCGCCUGAAAAGCAGGCCCAGCGCCUGGGCCUCAGGGUGACAGAGCUGGCACAGCAGGUGACAGGCCGGCGGGUGCCCGAGCCUGGGCAGUGGGUGCUGGCCCUGGAGCUCGGCUGUGAGGGCGAGGAGGACAGCACCGCUUUCCCGCCCCUACACUACGAGCUGGGACCCGGCAGUGGCCGCUCCACCCCAUCGGGCCCUGCGCGGGGCCCAUAGUAGGUGCUCAAUAAACGCUGCUGAAGGAAGUUGCAAA
Messenger RNA from Myotis lucifugus (little brown bat), 3289 nucleotides. It is a transcript of the gene UBA7, whose product is annotated as ubiquitin like modifier activating enzyme 7. Gene Ontology annotation, cellular component: SUMO activating enzyme complex; cytoplasm. The transcript is spliced from 24 exons. The record is from RefSeq and is a predicted model, not a curated record. Gene Ontology annotation, biological process: protein sumoylation. Gene Ontology annotation, molecular function: SUMO activating enzyme activity. Lineage: Eukaryota; Metazoa; Chordata; Mammalia; Chiroptera; Vespertilionidae.